CAGAUGGCGCUGGUGUCAAAGAUCUGCGGAAGGAAAACAAAAAUGGCGACACUGAGUUCGCUACAAGAUAGGCUCCAGGGACUAGGGACUAGGUUGCAGGCCGAGAAUGAGUCCAAGUCGAGAGAAAGGAUGAACACGAACCUGAGUUUGGAUUUCUCGAGGGAGAGAGCCGGCUCGGAGAGGAGACCGAAACCACUGCCAAUUGGAGAUGGGAGGCUUCAGGGUAGACCGAACACAAUAUCAGGACGACAAAGAGAACGACCUAAAAUAGAACCUUUCUUUUUCGAACAAAAACAACAGUCGGAACUUCCAGAUUUAGAUGCACAUGUUAAAGAAAUAUCUAGGAAAAAUGGUACCCUUUUUAUUGAGAAUAAGAGAUACAAAAGUUCUAAAGAAGAUAUGGAGUACAUAUCAGAGUUAGGGAAUGGUACGUCGGGUAAUGUCGUUAAAAUGCUUCACAAAUUGUCUAAGAAAGAAAUAGCAGUAAAACAAAUGAGAAGAUCGGGUAACAUGGAAGAAACCAAAAGAGUGUUUUUUGACCUGGAGGUGGUCCUUAAGAGUCAUGAUUGUCCGUACAUCGUGCAGUGCCUAGGUUGCUUCAUCACAGAUUCUGAUGUAUGGAUAUGCAUGGAACUCAUGGCCACGUGUUUAGAUAAGCUCACAAAACGAUACAAACAGCCCAUUCCUGAAAGAAUUCUCGGAAAGAUUUCAGUAGCGACUUUAAAAGCACUACAUUACCUCAAAGAGAAUCAUGGUGUCAUACAUCGUGACGUCAAGCCUUCCAACAUCCUCUUAGAUAAGCAUGGUAAUAUUAAACUGUGUGACUUUGGGAUCUCAGGGAGACUAGUCGAUUCUAAGGCUAAGACAAGAAGCGCUGGCUGUGCGGCGUAUAUGGCGCCCGAGCGGAUUGAUCCGCCCGACCCCACAAAGCCAGACUAUGAUAUACGUGCUGAUGUUUGGAGUCUAGGUAUUACGUUAGUAGAACUAGCAACCGGCCAGUUUCCUUACAAAGACUGUCGUAACGACUUCGAGGUGCUGACCAAGGUUCUACAAGAUGAUCCCCCGUCACUUCCAGAGACUGGGAACUUUAGUCGUGAAUUCUGUGAAUUUGUAAAAGAUUGCCUUAUUAAGGAAUACCGGAAUCGCCCAAAGUACAAGAAACUUCUAGAUUAUCCCUUUAUUAAGAAGUAUGAAAAGGAGAAAGUAGAUGUGUCAGCAUGGUUCGCAGAAGUCUGUCAAGUUAUAGAGUCCAAAGUUCGGAACUCGCCACAGAGAGUAAGUAUAUUUUCGUCUCCUUUGCUCCCCCGAGCUUCUCGCUCAAACAGUAAGCCUCCAAGUGCCCCCAAUAAUAGCGGAGGUGGUGGUGGGGGGAGUGAAUGUAUACCACCACCUCCCCCUGUGGCACCAAGGAGGAGGAGUCGCACUCCCGAGGCCCACAGCCAUGAUCGUGUCAACAGCCAACCCUCACAACAGCAACAGCAACCACCACAGAUACAUCAAGAACAGCAACAAGGAAAAAGUACUGAAGAUUCCAAUCAGCCAGAGCAGCAACCAAAAAAGAAGCUACAGCAACAGCAUACAAAUGGCAAUGGGUCUUCACCUAUAAGAAGUUGUAGUGGCAGCAACAGCAGCACUACCAGUAGCGCCUGCAGCAGCAGCAGCAGCAGCAAUGGUGAAAGUGGCGUGGUUAGUCAGCCUCAGCUUCCAGCCUCUCCCAGUCUGACUCGUGCCGUAUCUGCUUCGCCGUCUCGAUCGGGGCCUCCCCUUUCUCCUGCCCCAUCUAGAGCAUACUCUGCCUCCCCCCUCCAGAGAUCAAUGCCCCCUUCAUCUGUGCCCCCUCUAUCAUAUCCUGGUGUUAGUCAUGUGGUCCCCUUACCUUUCCCACCUACUUCGAUGCCACAUCAUCAAUACGCUGUUCCAUUUUCGUCGCAACAGACAUUUUCCCCUUUCAAUUACUCCCCUAAGCCUUACUCACAGGCCUAUAGCCAGUAUUCUAAUCCAUACACCCAGGUUUUACCUCCACGCUCCAGUCAUAGUAAUUUUUAUAAUAACGUGUCGAGUAGUCGGGAUUCUCAGAGUCGGGAUGUUCAUAGUAGUAGUAGCAGUAGUCAUCAUUCAUCAUCCAGCUCAGGAAACAGCAGUACAACACUCAUGUCUGGGGACGUGACGGGGACGGGCGGGUCCGUGCGGGAGAUGGCCAGCAGUUGGCCCACGCCCGGGCACCUGCCUAACCUAAGUACAGGUCAGCGAGAGGCCUGGGGAGGGGUUGGCAGUAGCCAAGGGGCCCCCCCUGCUGCCACUACCUCACUCACUCACACUUCCCCAAUGCACAGGAAAACACCAGAGCCUGUAAGGUUCAACCCCGAGCCGUGGGCCCCUCGUGGCCGCUUUGCUCAGCCUGCCCAUUCACACCACUCCCGAUCACACUCCACUGACCUCUCAUCCCGCGGCUUACCCAGGGAGUGUGUGUUGAUGUUUUGCUGUCUCCACCCCUGGACAACAUUCACUUAUGCAUACUCACCUUCCAACCUAAUGCAGUCGCUUCCCUCCCACCUACCUGCCCCCCCAUGUGUCCCCCCUCGUCUCUCGAAGGAUCGUGGAGAGCAGAGCAGCAGCAGCAGCAGCAGCUUCAUCAUCAGUGACAAACAACAGUCAUCUGGGGGCACCUCCAGGAGCAUUACCCACCUCUAGUAGCAGUUUACCCCAUCCUCCUGUCAGUCUUACUACCCCACACUACAGGUACUCUCAGGAAGCCUAUUACAACAGCCGACCCUACUAUACCCCAGAACCACAGCGUCGAAUACUCCCCCGACUGGGAAAUCCCUGACCCCUGCGAAUACACCCUAUAGAGGCCCUCAAGGCCUGUGAGCCUCAAACGUUCAACAGCCACAAAAGCUCAGGAUGAGAAAGAGCCUCUGGACAAGGCUCUUGAAGCUUGGUGUAGCCGUGGCAAGAAACAGCUAGUCAUAUAAACAUAGUGUAGAUGGAACACUUCUUUCAUUUUCAUCUCAUGGAUUUCUGAGAGUAUCUCGUUGCCUGCCCACAGUACCUAGGUAGGUGAGCCAAUUGAAAAGCUGAAGUGAUUUCUUACAUCUGCAGCUCUCAGUUUAUGCUAUACACUUAUAUUUUUUUGUACCCCUUUUGUCAAGUACGUACCAUACAUAUGUUCAUGAGAUGCCAACAAGCAUUUUUUUUUUUUUUUCUGGUUGCACACAAAAUGCGAGUUCCAUUUCUGUCUCAUUAUCUAUACUGUGAUACAGCCUUCAUUCAUUUAGCAUGAACCUUGGGGUAUGAUUAAGAAAUCAAAUAUCAAAGGGGGGAAGCUGUUGACAGAGUCUUAGAAGUUUAAAUGGAUGACGAGUGCACAGAAAUUUAUAUAAUUUUUUAGUCAGCCAUGUAUAUUCAUUGUGUCUUUUAUCUUAUGGAAUCUAUCCAGUGGGAGUAUGAUCAGUGGUAUUAUUAAUUUUGUUACCUUUCUUUUGAUCGUAAGAAAAUUUGUAUUUUUUUUAAUGUGUAUAUAAGAUUUUUGCAUAUCUUACAAUUAUACAAAAAAAUAUUUGUCACCAUUUGAAGACUAUUAGAGUUUUAACCUAACCAGUCUGUCCAUGUAACAUUUUAGAAGAUUAAAUGAAGGGAAAAUCACAGAAAAUUUUUCAGAUCAGUAGAAAUACACUAAAAAUUUGGGUAUCAUUAUAAUAGAGGUUUGAGGGGAACAGCUAUAUUGAAGAAUGGUUGCCCUUAAGUCAUUUGGCUCUCCACUUAACCUUGUCCAUUUGGGUUGACAGUAGCUUCAGUGGACUGUCUUGGGGUUGACAGUAACUCUAGUGGACUGUCUUGAUAAGAGUUCCAGAUUUUACUGCUCAUUUAUGCACAAGAAAUUGUAUAUUUCUAUUGUUAAACAUUUAUGUUAAUGUCACUGAUGUUGAAUAGUAACAGGAAUACAUUAUUUAUAUUAAAAGAAUAUAAUAUUUCUUGAAAUUGAGGUGUUUCAAACAGUCUAGAUAUGUGUGAAGGUGUCAGACUCCUUAAUGAAACCUUGUAGUACAUAAGAUUGUAUUGUAUUUUGCAAAACUGUGCGCCAGCUUGAAAGAACGGUAUGGAUUUGAAAUGUGAAUUGUGCAAAAUAUUUUCUCAUGAGAAUGCAUUCUGUUGAUCAAGAAAUAGUAAACUAGGAAUCUGUCUGCACUGUUUUAAUGUGUGGAUUGAGAUUUAUACACACCACCCUCUUGCAAACAUCCUGUAAUAGAUUAUCAAACAUAAAAAUCAAAGACUUCAUGAUGUCAUCUCACAGUUGGGAGUCUAGACUGUUUGAAGAACCUGGUUUUAAACAUUAAUGUAAAAUUGUUGAUCAUCUGUUAUGUUCAUCAAUCCAUUUUUAUCUUGAUUAUUCAUGUAUACCAGAAAUUUUAAAGACAAUUAUUAUUAUCUGAGGAGAUGUCAUCGUUAAUUUUUUUCAGUAUGAAAGCCAAUCUCAGGGGAAACAAAAUAAAAAAAAAAAAAAACACACAAAAAAGAAAUGGAUGCAAGUGCCCUUUGUAGGUGUUCUGUUGAUAUGAAUCUCUGUUUUUGUUGUUUUUGGAGGUCCCAACCAUGUUUUUGACAAGCUCGCAAUCAUCCUCCAAGGCUGGUUUUAGGCUGAAUGCCAUUUUGCACUUUUUCACGCUGCACAGGUUUUAGGACUAUUGUUUAUUCAAAGGUCAGCAAUUCAUGGCUAAACACCAAAGAAGCUAGUGGCCUAAGACAUGUUGAAUAAAACAAUAGACAUUUACUAAACUAACUACUAAUAAAUUAAAAGAUAAACCUACUGUUAGGUCUUUAUAUAUAUAUACAAGGAUGUAAUAAGCAACCCAGCACACAGGACAUCCCAGAAGGAAUCCCACUAAUGAAUUUAAUGCUUAUUCAUUGCCUUGGCCUUGCUGUUAGAUACUAACAGUCAGUGUUGGUGACCAAUAUGAUGGUUUUGUUGCUGCUACACCAGAAAUAUUGAUUUUUGUAGGGUUUGGCAAAGAAAUUUUUGUGGGUCCAGAUUAAUCGAGUAGUAUUAUAGGAGAAUUUCAUUGCAGUUUGUACUUUUCAUUAGCAGUUUUGAAGUAUUUUCAGGAAAAUAGCUGCCAUUUCCAUGAAGAUUUUUCAAGGGAGAUUGUUAAUUGAUCAAAAAUUUGGUUGGGUUUGAUGAAAAAAUUGAUAGCUUUUAGAAUGAAGAUUUUUGUUAACUCAUUUUUGUGCUCAGAGUUGUGUUUAUACUUAUAGUGAAAAUACUUAAAUUCUGUGACCAUGCUGACAGUUUAUUAUUGAGCUGACAAUUUUAUAAAUUGGUGAGGUGCAGUUUAUAUAUAUAUAAAAAAAAACAAUGAUGGGCACAGUGAUUUAGUGGUCUUUUGUUGGUGAUUUGUAUUUUUAGGAUGUUUUUAAAUUGAUGUAUAUUUUUGUAGGUACGGUGAAGCUUAAAUUUUUAUUUUAUGUUCAUACAAUUUCAAUAUCAGAUUCCAGUUUGAGUCUUCGAUGUGGAGAUUCAUGCAUUAGCAGGCAACAAAGAACCCUUAUUUGGUGAAAUUCACACCCCAUUAUUUGCAAAAACUCUGCAUACCUGUUCCUGAACAAAAGAAAGGUUUUUCAAUGUCCAUGAUUUCAUACAAAUUGUUAGCACAUUGAGGACAAGAUUACAUACCACUUACAUUUGAAAUAGAACAUAUUCUAGCUUAAUAUUAGUACAUAUAUACUUAUUACACAUAACUUGAAGAAUUUGGAGUAAAGAAUUAUGAAGGAAUAAAUAAUUUUAUAUGUGAGACUUGUGCAGUUUCAGUGGUUUCUCAGUAGCUUCAAGCUUUUAUUUUAUUUUUGUUUUUCUGCUCUUUUAAGCUUUCACCCAUCUUCAAAUUUUUGGAAAAGAAACCCAGAACACAAAAGUGGCUUGGGUACAUUAGGAAAAGGAAAAAGUGUAAAUUCGUCGUGAAAAAUGUUGGGCAUCGUCACUGGUGGUUGUGAAGGUGGCCACCAUCUACUUUAGUGGGUAGAUAAACCAGGACAAUUAAUGUCGGGUCUGUGGCUUUGCUUGGACUCAUUUGGUAUCCUAUUCAAGCCAUCCGAAUUUAUCCACAACUUCACCAUUUCUGGCAACAGGAAGUUUCUUAGUCUUACUAACUAGUCUUCCACAAAUCAUUGUAGCUACACCCUAGCAACAGAAGCUUCAUGGUGUACACUUUGUCCAAGAAUGGCAUAAAGGUAGCCCACAAUACUAAAUAACCUUAUUCUGUUCUCAACUCGAAGCUCUGCAGGUGGAUACGGUUACAGUUCGUAGCUUUUGGCGUCGGCACCCUGGUUGGAUCAUUCUAGACCACUUGGAAUGGACAUAUGGUAAAUGCAGGCCAUGACAGGAUAUAAUCAGAUUAUAGGAUAGAGUUUUUACUUGGGAAUCUCCAAGGUUGACAUUGCCAACCUUCUUUGUGAGGUGUCCAUGGCAUGCAGGAAACUUUGUAGAGGCAGUCCCCGGUCAUCGGCAAUCCGGUUUUAUGACGCUUGUCUACCGCUAUAACGGGCUGAGUUCCGGUUAUUAGCACCUCACGGCACCAUGAGGUUGUUUAUGGCGUGCCAUAAGGCUGCUCAUGGUUCUGAUAACAGGUUAUUGGCGCCGUAAUUUGCAGAGUUUUGGUUGAUGGCAAUUUUCGCUUAUCGGCACACCCCUGCUGAUAACCGAGGACUGCCUGUGUAUGGUUCAAGGUAGACUGGUUUAGAGAAAAACAGCAGUUUGGAAACUUCGGCACAUUGUAAUGUUAUUGAGUAUAGUGUCAGUCGGUUAAAUUUAGGAUUUUAUGAGUAACCUUAUUUAGGACCUUGUAAAAUGUUUAUUGAAAGUAGUGGACAAGAAAUACAAAACUAUUUAUUAGUGUUUAUGAAUAUUCUAAAGAGGAAAAUGAGAAAGUCCAAGGGAAAGAAGGAUGGGAGCAAGGAAAUAAUACUUAUAGAAUACUUAUAAUAUAGUACACUUCACAUCGCACCAAGCACUAGUUGUAACACAUCAGAAAGAGUAAAGCAGUCAAGGAAAUGUUUUAUGUAUUGAUGUUGUGUGUAUGUUCAAGAUGUAAUUUGGGAUAUUUGUGGUUUUUUUUUUUUUUUUUUUUUUUCCCCUGGUCAGAUUAAGAAUAGGCUAUUUUAUCUUAUGACUGCAUAUACAAUGAAUUUUAUAUUUUUAUACUUGUAGAUUGGAAAUAGCUUUUGCUAGUUAACAGAAAACAAAUGAGCAUAUUUUUAUUAAAAAAAAGUUAAAAGCAUAGUUUUAUGUAAUGGUGUUGUGUUAGCAAAGUACGUAUAUAGCAGUACUGUAAUGUGAAACAGUAAAUCCGUUCAUUAGCUAAAUAGUAAGGGUAGAUAUUAGUUUGCACUGUAUAUAAAGAUUACUUUAUGAAAAUACAGGUAGUGUUCCUAUGUGUGUGCAAGGUAUGGUAUGUUUUCUUCAUUGUAUCUAAUUUUCCCUCCCAAAUUAUCGCACAUCAUGCCCAAACACCAGAAGGCAGACCUCCUCCCGUGUUAACAGUUUUACAUAACUUGCAAGUCUUAUCUCAUGAAGUAAUUACGUAUGGAAUAGUCAAACACACAACAGUCUUGGGUUGUCAAGUGGUGGAUGAAAGCAUUCAUGGAAUUUCUCUGAAAGGUGAUUUAUCUUUAGUGAUCAAAUGCUGUUUUAUGUUGUUGAAGGCUGUUUAAGUGUGUUUGCUGAAGAGUAUGUAAAAUCCACAUGGAAACUGACAAUUUUGUGUGUGUGUGUGUGUUUUUUAUAUAAUAACAAUAAUAAUAAUAAUAGUUUAUGCUCAUGCUCUUGAUGUUUAUGAUGAUUUUUUGGGAUUAGACAAUUCUCUCUUCCUUUACCUGCUCGUACACAAGAAAAAAAUUUUUUAUUUGUGCUAGCAAAUACUAUACAAAAGUGACUUGUUACUGAAGGUAUCCCUCUAUGAGAAUAUGAGGUUCACUGUAGACAAUAAAUGAUUCUUUUUAGCAUCCAUCUUAUGCCCCCUGCCACCCCCUUGUUAUACUUCAACUUCACUUUGCUCAGAUUUUUCAUGUCAUUGAAGGUAGGUCGGCUACCACUCUCCUUACCAAAAGAUCUACCAACGUCUUGGCUAACUCCCAAUGCCACCAAAUCCUGGACUUCAAGAGCCACUAGAGAAUUUUCCCUUAUGUUAAGAGAACAGGUUUGUUAAUUAUGAAAAAUACAAAUUGAUGUAAAGUUUGUCAUUUUGAGGCUGUGUAGAGAUGUGUCUCAUUAAACAACUUUAUAAUCUUUAAGUAGCUUUCAAUCACAGAGCAGCUAAAGUCCAUUAUGGUUUUGGUCUUUCUUUUACUCUGCUCUUAAGAUAUCAGUUUAUUUUAAGUGAACUGAAGGAAGAACUAUUAUUAUUUCUGUUUAUUGGUUAGGUUAUCCAUUUAGUACUUAUUUGAUAAAAUAGAGAGAUCAAUUAACAGAUUCAUGUUUCCUGCGUUGAUUUAUUUUGAGAGUCUCUGAUCUCCAUUUCAUUGUUCACACUUGAAAGAACGUAAAAUUUUUGUAUAAUGCAUCCAAAUUUAUUUAUUGAGGUAGUUUGGACUUUGAUUCCUUGUACAAUCCUGUUUUUCAGCCAGUGAAUUAUAUUGGCUAAUCUUGUCAGUAAAGAAUUUGAUUUUGGUGAUCUGAGAUAACUGGCAUUACACUGUGUUGGUCCCAAUUCAAUUUCCCACUCAAGUCUUGAUAAAUUGUUGCUGACGCACAACUUGAAUGUCAUUGUGAGGUAGGAUGGAGGAUGUUGGGAAAUACAUCUGCCUGCCAAGUCGUCAUUAUCCACUGCUUUGCUCUUCUGUGCUUUAUGUAGGUAGAGAAGGGGCUAUGGUGCUGAUCUUACAUAUGUCUCUUUGGUCCUUACCUCUGCUGCUCAUUAGUGCCAUUUAACCAGUAAGGACAUAUGUAUUUCUGUUUGAUAUAGAUGGAUUUAUCAGUUUUUGUCAGUUAGCCACUUUCUUCUGUCAACAUUUCUUAUGGAGAAACUGAUGUGCAGAGGAGCUGUAUUGUAGUGUGGCUACUCAAGAAACAAGUAAAGUGAAGGUGAUAUAAAUAUCAAUCCAGCUAGAUGUUCAUCAACACAGGAUUCUUAUUUCUAGUUUGAAUAAGCAAUCUCGGUGUAUUUUUAUUCAUCUUGAAAUUUGAAGAGUGAUUUUAAUGCAAUCCCUAUAUCUUGCGAUGAAAAUACUAGCCGAUAAUUUUUCAUGGAAUGUUCCUCACAUUCUGAAAGAUUGUGUAAGAUUUUAAAUUUAUCGGAGUUAAUAUGUAAAAAUCAUAGCACGUGUGCAGUUGAAUUGCUAGUCAUUAUUAUUAAAAAAUUCACACAGGCCAUGUUAAUGUCAUGUGACUUCCUCCCUAUAUUAACAUUAAGGGAAGUGUAGAUACUGAGAAAACAUCCAAAGUGAUAACAACUACUGUGACUAGAUAAAAACAAUAACCACUCUUGGAUUAUAGCAUUCUUCAAAAUAAAGGUGUCACAUCAACCAAUCACCGUAUGUGUAGAAAACAGGUUAUCACAAAUUAUUCAACAAUUUUCCAACACUUUUUUUUUGUGAAUGUCAGUACUUCAACAAUCAGUAUUAAGGGCCCUUUGGGGCCAGCCAUAUAAGUGGAGUAACUUCAUUCAGUGUGGUUGCUGAAGAAGAAGCUAAAGCUUACAAAUACCAUGAAUAGAUGGAAUAAAAGAUUUUUUAUCUGUCAGUGAGGACAAGUCUGAUGAUUACAAUUACAACGGAUUGAACCCAGUGUUUGAUUUCAGUUGUUGAAUAAUGUCUUCAGAUUGGUCACACUCAUAUGAACCACAUAUUUGAUGAAUAAUUCACAUGACCCAAUUACAGAUGGCAGAAUAAUACUUACAAUUAACCAUUUUACGUAAUCUCAUAGGUUUCAACAAUUGCCAGGUUACGGAAAUAAAUUGUAAGGAAAUUUUGUCAGAAUCUUAAACAUUUCUGAUGUUUGUGUUUAUUUAAUAAGAUCUUAAUAUGUAUAAGAACAAACCAAAAGCCCAGUGAGAGAGUAGAUGCGAGCUGUUUAUUGGUAAAUGAGGUUUGUUAGAUACUAACCUGUUAAGAUAUAUUUUGCCAUAUGUACACUUAAAUAAAAUAGGGGACCCAUGGAAAUAAGAAAUAGGAUAUAUUAUGGGUAGGCAGUCAACACUUGUUAGAAUACUCUUUUUGUAGUGUAGCAAACUUUUUAAAUUUAUAUAGCAGUUUUUGCACAUUGCCUUAUUUUCAGUUACAAUUUGAUUAUUUUACACACGAUGUCUGGGCUUAUUUGAAUAUACUAUGUAGGAUAAAAUCACUUAUUCUAAACAGCAACCAACUGAAAUGUGGUGGAGUUUGCUCGUCAUGUCAAGUCACAAAUGUAGCUGGGUAAGGCAUUUAUUAUAUAUAGAGGGACUUGUUCUUUCUGCUUCAUAGCCCAAACAAAUUGGAAGCCAGCAAGACAGUUCAGAUGCUGUGCUUCAGCAUGGUCUGGAAUUUGUAUUUUUUGUUUCCUUGUGUCCAAAAAGCGGUCGAAUAUAUACACCGGAGAAAUCUUGAACAGGCCAUUCAGUCAUAUCUUCCCUUUGAGAUUGUCUUCUGUAUGAAAAAACAUUUCUUGAGACAUGAAAGCAUUAAAUUAUUUUUUGCUGUCAUGACAUGGUACAAAGUGCACUUGCUGUAUUGUAUGCUACCUAUAGCUGUAUAUGUAAUUAUUGUAUUUAGAAUGUUGACAGGUAUUAAAAAAGUACAUGUAUAUUAUGUCUUACUAGUCCAAGAUGCAUUUUUGGGCAUCAUUUACAGUAUGUAUUCCAUAUCUUUUCAUUAGAACCCAGUAAUUUGUUAUUGAGCUGUAAGGAAAAACAAAAUGUUAUUUACCCAGAUGUAUUGAAAGUAAAGCUACGUAUUCCUCUCUUGCUUAUGAACAAAUACGAGAUGUUCUGACACCUGUUUUGCUGCUCUUGCAUAAAGCCUUUUCAUAACAUAUUUUGAAGGUUCAGCUCUGUAUUAUCAGCUUAGAAGCCUUAAAUCUAGUGUGAUUUUUAAGUUGGCAUUUUAUUAAUAAGAUAAAUGGUGAUUAUGAUUAAAUUUUGAGGUACUGUAGUAAAAAGCAAACGGCAGAGGUCCAGGUGUCUAAAAUUGUGAAAUUUAAUGUGCUGAUGCCUUUGCAAAAAUUGUAAAUCAUUGUCAGCAAUGUAUUUUUUUCCCUUUUUUUUCUGUAUUGAAGGUACUGAAGAUUUUUAUUGUAAAAUAUCAGGGUUUGCUGUACUGUCAUAAAUGGAGAUAAUCUUAGAAAGUAAAUGGAGCUGGUGACAAUUUGUGUACUGAGCCUAGCUGUUCAUCUCUUCUUGAAAUGGCUCAUGUUUUUUUCCCUUUGUUUGAGGCUCAGGGGAUUAAAAAGGUUAAUCCUGAGAUUCCAUCUACCACGGAAAAUUGAACACUGCAGUUCAAAGAAACUUUUACCUCAGUUUUUGUGAAUUACUCUGUGCCUUUCAUGUGGAUAUCACUGGUUGCGCUGUGCUCUUUACUAUCUUGGGGUCUGAUUUAUUUUUUUUCUCUCAUUUCUCCCCCCCCUCUCUCUCUCUCUCUCUUUAAGUAGGCUACACUAAUGUUAGACCACUACUAGAUAGCCUGGUUCUUGUAUGCUAUCAUUCAUGAAAAAAACAAAACAAAAAAAACACUUGUAUGCUGGUACAUUCACAUUAAUGUAUAUCAGCUGAAGCAUUUAUUUCUGUUUUAAAUAGACACCACAGUCCAAGGGGUGGGACAGAAGUGAACUGAUUUCUAGAAGUAUCAUGUGUCAUUGAAGCACAAUAUUUUCAGAGUAGGAAUUUUCUUAAUACUGUACUGUACCUUGCCAAAUCUUCAAACUCCGAUAAGUGUUUUUUUCCCAAUUAGAAAUGUACUUGCAUUUUCUUCAUUCAUUUGUUCACCAUGUCAUAUCUCAUUAAUGUACUAUACUGUUGAUCAGUAAUCAUAUUAGCACAAAGCAUUGCAUUUAUCAUUUCAUUUUUCCUUUGUACAUUUUUAAUGUAGCAAGGUUGCUUUCAGUGCCAGCAACUAGUGUGGUCUAACAAGAGUGGAACUUUCAUCGUUAGUAGCGCUCAACUAAGUAACAUUGAUUAUUUCAAUUAAUUUCCCUUUGCAUUAUGGUGGAUGUUGUCUUCAUGACAAAUAUAUUAACAUUAUAUCAAUCCUCUUCUGAUAAUAAGUCUCCUGGUGUUUGUUAUAAUUGAUACCAGUGUUUAACUUCUCUUCUUGCAUUAAUAGUUGCAGCCAAGAGGCAAGUAAUUGCCAAUACAGAAAUAUGAAACUGUAACAGAUUUUUAGGGGCUAAACUAAUAUUAAUAACAUACCACCAUAUGUACAUUUGUUCGUAGUCAUUCUGAAAUCUUGGUUACCAUGUUAGCGUACAGAAUUGUGCGUCCACAUUCAAAACAUCACCUUUUUUUGUGUUCUGCUAUUGAUGAGAGGUAUCAAACUCCAAAUUAUUCCCACACAACUUAGCCAAUAUUUAUUAUAUAUUAAUUAUUGGAUUUUCAAAGUACGGUUGCGCCGUCUAACUGAUAUCAUUGGUUGUGCAUUUGUGAUGUCAUCACUGAAUUCAGCUUGUUUUAUCGAUCAUUUCCUAACCAUCUAGAAAAUAUUAACAGAUAAAUCAAAGCUAAAUUUGUGAUGCCAACACAUUUUCAUAGGUCUUUUGAGGGUUGUAUGUAUGUAUGCAUGUAAGUAAGUUUGUAUAUUAUGUAUGAAUGGUUCUAGUAUUCCAGUGCUAAAAAAUUGUUUUAUUUAUAACAAUGUGUAAAUGAUGUAAAAAGUAAUAAAUUAAUUAUAAGAAAAGUAAA
This is a messenger RNA of Macrobrachium nipponense, 12854 nucleotides long. RefSeq names its product dual specificity mitogen-activated protein kinase kinase 7-like. The transcript has 13 exons. Gene Ontology annotation, biological process: protein phosphorylation. Bases 4 to 2691 code for a protein of 895 amino acids. The record is from RefSeq and is a predicted model, not a curated record. Lineage: Eukaryota; Metazoa; Arthropoda; Malacostraca; Decapoda; Palaemonidae. Gene Ontology annotation, molecular function: protein kinase activity; ATP binding.